AUGCCAGAGACACCGACAUAUUGGGAACUUUUGAACAACUGCGAUCAAGAUACUUAUCAAGAUCUUCAAAAGAAACUCAGCUCUUCUGAGUGCAGAAACUGCAGAAACAAAAGACUUGAUAAUUUCAACGAAAUGCUCGAUGAAAUUAAGACAUAUACCAACAAGUCUGAUGGAGAUGAUUGGAAACGCUGCUUAGUUUGUGGUGUUUGCUUCCUCUCUGAUGGUAUCGCAAUUAAUACUCACCAGCUCAGUAUUUUGAUUGGUAAGUGCAAGAGCUCAAUCAAUGGAUCCCUUCACAGACUUAAAUACGUCCCCUUCCCCUGCAGUAAUGCAGCCAGUCAGGAAUUAGUUGGUUUAAUUCCAAAGCUGAAGGUGAACUACUCUGAACUAAGACAGUGGACACUUAGAAAGAAGGGAAUGAUGACACCACAGCCAACAGUUCGUGAAACAAAGCCACUUCCAACCCCAAUCUUCAUUACACCGCAACCAAAACCAAAGGUUGAGCCACUUGUACCUCAAAAUCCUGAUGAAAUCAAGACUGAAGAUAUCUUCUACGAUGAUCCGAUUAUGCUUCCUAUGAACAGUUGGAAUGACGAGUUCGAAAUCUCAACUCCAACGACAAGCUAUGAAAAUUCGGUCUUCCUUGAUGACUUCAUUUGA
Trichomonas vaginalis G3 is the source of this 660-nucleotide messenger RNA. RefSeq names its product transcription-initiator DNA-binding domain ibd family. The coding region runs from base 1 to 660 and encodes 219 amino acids. The transcript has a single exon. Lineage: Eukaryota; Parabasalia; Trichomonadida; Trichomonadidae. The record is from RefSeq and is a predicted model, not a curated record.